ACAACCGACGGCUCACCUAAAUGAUCAACGCGCCAUUUUCGUUCGAAGUGUUUAUAUUUUGAUGACCCUCUUAGCUCUAGUUGCCGGUAGAGCUAUGUAAAAACACGUCUGUUUGCUUCCAACGUAUUGUAAUCUGCAUUAGUCCAGAACGGCACGGUAGAAUGCCUCAUUCCUGUGCCUAAACUGUUCCACACAACAAACAACAGAGUAAUGGAGUUAUCAAGCCUUUUCCUCUGUUAGGAGGAGUGCAACCAUGGCCAGUCCUGGAAAGUUUGCUGUGUACAUCAACAAGUCCUGUUCAACCGGUCCAUUGCUUGACCCUAACAAAGUUGCCAGUCUCACAACUUCUUACCAUGGCACGUUACCAGUUGUCAUUAAGGAGGUGAUGGAGUCAUUGAUUAACUGUAGCUACAACAAAAAAGAAGCAUUCAAAUGCUUGCCUCAGGGCAAUGGUCGAAUAAGGAUUUCAACCUGUUAUGAAGGCAAGGAACUCGGGUGUUUCCUUAGGACAGUUGAUAGAAGGGCAAAGUUUUGGCAAAAUAUUGUGGAGUUUCUCGAUGAACUUGGUUGUUGUGAGAACCUUGUAACCGAAGCACAGCAAGAAAAAGGCAAUUGUAGCCAAUGCUGUGGAGGAAUACGUAGGCCAGCCACAAGAAUAAAGCACAGAAAAGAAAGUGAUAGUGAUGAGUCAGAUAUAACACCAGUCAAAAAAAGAAAAACAACAAUGCGGUACCCCUCUGUACAAAAUCAUCCUCUCAAGCACUUGGCUAUAGUCAUCCCAAAACUCCCUUUCCAAACAACCAGACAUUGUCUGCAACAACAAUCCAAGGAUGUACAAGAUGUAAAACAAACAAUGACAGAACUUACAUUAUCCUUUCCGAGUCCACAUGGUUCAGUGGAGCCUAGUAAUGAUGUCAACAUCUUAAGAUCUCCUUUCAAGUCGCUCUUUCCUGGUAGUUUGAGUCCGUCUUUAUCACUAGGUAAUGAUAUGAGAAUGUCAUUCUCUUCGGAACUAUCUCCAAGUACCCAGGUUGAAGAAUUAAGUGUGCUAAACAACAAGGAACACCCCUUCUCAGUAGAAGAUGGUAUGACAAGUGUAUUUGAUUAUGAGAAUGCUGAUGAAGAAAGCAUGCCAACAAGCUUUGAUGAUGUCUUCCCUCAGGAUGACAACACCCAGACAUCAAAUAAAAAACAUUUUUCAACUAAAAGUCCUGUGAAAGAGCUGUUUCCACCAAGUAUUCUUACUUCACCUGAUAAAAGUCCCAGAGGGCGUAGCAGUGAGAAGUCCAGUUUGAUAAGGCAGCCUGUGUCCACUGAUAGUGGCACAGCGCAGGAGUUCUCUGGUCCCAGUGAAGAAACCCUAUACCCUGGAAGUUUGGAGACUGGAAGUUUGUUGGUUGGCAAUAUAUCGCAGAGAGCCAGUGGUUGCGAAGGUGAUGCCUAUGAACAGAUACAGAAACUUGUUGAGGAAAAGAAAAGGUUGGUAAAGACAGCCUUGAAGCUUACAAGUGUUCUGAAGAAUAUUGCGAAUAAACGUCACAUUGAUAGACUAGCUCUUGAAGAUUAUAACCCUUUCGGUUCACCUCUUAAUAUCCAGUUAAAUGAUGAUGACAAUGAAGAUGAUGUAAGUGUUGAACCUGAAUCAACAACAUCUGACAGCGAACAUGCAAUUGGGCAUUUGAAAAUUUUUGUAGCUGAUGAGCAGGUGACUUCCUCAACUACAGAAGGAGAAAAAGGUAGGAUAAACACAGAUAAAGCAGGAAGGAGUAAACAAGAUGCAAAUCAGAACAGUGUGUCGUCGACAGAUGCUUCGACUGAUGAUGGUGACCAGUUGGUAAAGGAGCUUUUGUCGAUUGUUAAAGAGGAACCACCCAUUAGCGUGAUUGACAACACAUCAGGCAACAGCACAUACGGCGCUAAUGAGCAACAAAUUGCUGCUACUGAAUUAAUGUCACCGCUGAACCAUUACGUUUCUUUGCCUAAUCAAUCAACAUUGGAUAGCACUUCAACUAUUAACAGUGAUGCAACAUCAUCAUCCUUCAUCUCUUCGCAAUUGCUGCAGACACCAAGCAGUACAGUGCUUCUGUACUCAAACCCAAGUUUUGGUCGAUCGGCACCAAGAAUCUCAGGUGUAGAAUCACCACUUAUUGGGAAUGACCUUGGUCAAAUCACUUCACAAGCAAUUGGUUCCAACAUUAGGCAAGACGUUGCCAAUGUGUCAUUGCCUUUACAAAUGCCAAUCUCAAAUCCAAAGACAUCCGUGCCCCAGGGAGGGGCUACACCGAUGCAAUUUGGCUACCAGGGCUAUGGGCCAUUGCAGCAUAACUAUGGUGACAUGAACACCAUUUUUCCAGAAGCACACAAACAACAACAACUAGCAUGGCAGGGAAUGAAAUCAAGAGAUGCAUUGAUCAGGGGUAGUAUCAAUCAGCAAUGGAAUGGACAAACAACCACCCCUUUUCAACCAUUUCAACCUGGUAACCAGCCAUUAUCCCAAUCAUCAUGCCUUAAUUCAAGCAGCACCAACCUAAUCCAACAAGCACAGGCCAUUGCUCUUCCAGAAGCAUUAGCAAGACAACAAUUCACUUCUUUGACAGACACAGAUCUUGCAUCACAAGGCAUUGGCCCCUCAAGGACGUUAAUAAGACAACCAUCAAACUCUUUGGCAGAAACCCAAUUUACAUCACAAUCUAACCAGAGAAGUAACAUCAACUUGCCUAACUUGUCCCUGAUGAACAGCACCCAGAUUUAUCCCAUUAGCACGGCAAAUUUCACCACUUCACAAAUCAUUCAAGGAAUCACUACUACAGUGCAAAGUUAUCUACAGCAUCCAAAUUCAACAGCCAACUUGCAAACUUAUGCAUUAGGUUCCAACAAGUUACAAGGCAGUUCCUCAACAGCUAGCCAGCUUUAUACAAGAAGUACCUUAGCAACAAACCAACCGCAUAGUUUGACCUUGACAGGCAACCAAUUUUUGAAAAAUUCCUUAGCAACCGACCAUGCCCAAACUGGUGUCUUAGCAACCAACCAAAUGCAAAGGAGUGCCCUGGCAACAAGGCGGGUAAAUGGUGCUAUGGCAACCAAUCAAAUGCAAAGGGGUGCCUUAGUAACUAACCAGGUACAUAGUGGUGCAAUGGCAACCAACCAAAUGCAAAGAAGUUCCUUAGAAACUAACCAAGUAUAUAGUGGUGCUAUGGCAACCAACCAAAUUCGAAACCAAUUUCAAAGAAAUACUUUAGCGACAAGCCAGCUUUAUACAGGAACCACAUCAAUGGGCCGGAUUCAAAGGAGCACUUUAACAACGAAUCCAUUUAAUAUUAGGACCUUAGCAAUGAAUCAGAUGGAAAGGAAUGAUUUAGCAACCAAUCAGGUGAAUUUAACAGCAAACCACAUGCAAAACAGGGCCUUGGCCAAUAAUCAGACAGAUUCUUUAGGCCAUCAGAUGGGAGCCACUUCAGACCAAAGUAAUCCCUCUGCCCCACAAAACACCACCCGGAUUUGCCCUGUGUUGGGUCCUAGUAUAACAUCUAGGGAACUUGGUAUGUAUCAGUUGUACCAUUUGACAACCCCAGGUCCCAUCCCACGCCCUAAAGUAUCAACUGUCCAUUUCAACAACAAAGUAAUGUUGAUCUGGACCAUGGAGUUCCAAGAAAACUCUCCCAAUAUCAGUCUUUAUGAGUUGUAUGCCGCUGAAAUACGACAAUGGGAGGAAAUUUUAAUAAGUACACAAUGGAGGAUUGUUGGCGCGAUGAAGGCACUUAAACUUCCAAUGGCUUGUACCCUGACAAAUUUAAACAUUGGUAUGAAAAGUAUCUUUAUUGUUAGGGCUGUGACAGAGAUGGGACAAAGAGGAGCUUUCUCAAAAGAGUGUACUGUUCAUUUUUCACAAAACAGUUAAGUUAUCAUUCUAAAGCUCUUCUUGUAGAGUUGGGUACAAGCUUAGGCCUUAGGUGACAUCAUCCCUUGUCUGUUGAUACCAAUAAUUUUAUACCUGCCAACUCUCUGGUAAUCUGUACUCUAACCCUCUUAAACUCAAAGUGACAAAAUUUAUUUUGGCUUACUUAAGUCAGUAAAUAGCCUUAAAUGUUGCACUUUGCAUCCAACCAAGCCAUGUUCUGUGAAAAUUCAAACAUUGACAAAAUUGAGGAGUGGUUUAAGCAUUUUGGGAGUCCUCUGCAAAAGUUCUUAGAAUAUUCAAAAUUGCAAUAACUAGAAUUCUCCAAGUUUGUAACUCUUUGAAUUUAUAGCCUUCAAAGCAUUGGCAGCAAAAUUCAGGAGUGCCUCAAGGUUCAAGUGUUAGGUUUUUUUUACACAAGUAUUUAAAAGAUAAAAUUUUGUUAUAACAAAUGAGUAAAUAAAAUAGUGUACUGUAUGUAUGUAGUACACUGUAUCAUCAUGUUUAGAUCUAGGGGAUGGCCUGAGCGGGUUGCAACUCCCCUAAUCUCGGAGAUCUGGUUUGAAUAUAAAAAGAAAUAUAAGGAAAUCCAUAAAAAGAAAACAAUUAUUCCCCCCUUGAACUCCUUGCCCUCCCCCUCUCCCAUUGUAAUUCCUGGAUAGCAACAUUUAUGUUGUGUUUAUAGAAAAUUGUCUAAUACUACUAUCAGUGAACUACUCUCACCCCUUGACAUUCUGUCUCAGGGGUGAACUGUAGAAAGGGGGAGUGAGGGGAAAAAAGGGUGUUACCAGCAGCGUAGCCAGGAUUUUAAUCAGGAGGGGGGCCAAAAGGCCCUUUCAAAGGCAUUUAUUCCUGUAUUUUAGAUAAUGUCUUGUACUUUUACUGUAUUUUUUUUUCUUCUAGAAGGGGUGGGGAGGGGGGCCCUGAGCCACCCCCAUGGUUACUGAAGUAACAGUUUAUCCAUCCUCUGGGACCAAGGGCUUUGUGGAGAUCGGGCACAGGGAGCAUGCGAGAUAGCUCUUUCUUUCUUGCCUGCUCUCUGUGUGCCCUAUCUCUGCAACGCCCUGGGUCCCUGAGGAUGCGGUUCAUUAUAGUUUAUCAUAAAGGGUGUCUAAUUGCAGAUCUCUUCAACUGCAAAUAAUAACUAUUUUUUCUCUUUUCAAUAAAGAUUUUUAAAUAAA
This is a messenger RNA of Nematostella vectensis (starlet sea anemone), 5076 nucleotides long. RefSeq lists its product as uncharacterized. Lineage: Eukaryota; Metazoa; Cnidaria; Anthozoa; Actiniaria; Edwardsiidae. The transcript has 6 exons. Gene Ontology annotation, molecular function: protein binding. The record is from RefSeq and is a predicted model, not a curated record. The coding region runs from base 254 to 3898 and encodes 1214 amino acids.